This is a messenger RNA of Xylona heveae TC161, 1751 nucleotides long. Its product is annotated as JmjC domain-containing protein. Gene Ontology annotation, cellular component: nucleus. The record is from RefSeq and is a predicted model, not a curated record. Lineage: Eukaryota; Fungi; Ascomycota; Xylonomycetes; Xylonales; Xylonaceae. Bases 30 to 1550 code for a protein of 506 amino acids. Gene Ontology annotation, molecular function: cis-regulatory region sequence-specific DNA binding; protein binding. The transcript is spliced from 4 exons.
CAGAAAUCGACUGUUUGGAAGUGAACCAGAUGUCACCGUCGGUGAUUUCUCCGGAAAUCCAAAACCAGGCCUUAAAUGGCAAGAUAAUCAAUCUACCCAGCCAUAUGCGACAGGACUUGAUUGAUGAGCCUGAUGAGUCUGGCGAAAAGCCAGUCACGAUACCCCAGCACCCUUUGGGGAUUAAACCUGCGGGUAACGCCUAUGUCGCCCGCUAUGAUAUGAAGACAGCAUGUGGCAACUUCUACUCACUCGCAGACGAAUUAAUCAUCCAAAUAUUGGAAAAUUUGGAUGCCAAGUCCUUGACACGGCUUGGAGCAACUUGUAAAGCACUUUAUGCUUUUUCCACCUUUGAGGAAUUGUGGAAGACUCUCUUCAUUGAGUCACCACGGGAGCAAAUUCAAUGGCAUGGCACUUGGCGUGCGACUUACUUUGCUAAUUCCCUCUUUGCAAAAUACCCUGUUGAUUGUUCUUAUCUCUUCUCUGACGCUCUUCAUCGACCUUUCUUCUGUGCCCAUACGCCAUUGACACCAUACGUGUCCAACAUACCCGCGCGCAAUCAAAUUGCUCGUCUAUCCAAUCUCACCGCGGCUGAAUUUUCAGCUGAAUGGACAGACCGGCCAUUUAUCCUAACGGAGCCUGUUCGGGAAUGGCCUGUGUAUCAUCGCUGGUCAGUGGAUGGACUGAAUGAGCAAUAUGGCGACGUUGAAUUCCGAGCCGAAGCGGUGGAUUGGCCGAUGCGAAGUUACAUCGAGUACAUGAAAAAUAGCAGUGAUGAAAGCCCACUAUAUCUUUUUGACAGAGGAUUCGUCGAGAAGAUGAAGCUGAAGGUUGGAAAAGAGGAGGGCGCUGAUUACUGGAUUCCUGGAUGUUUCGGAGAAGAUCUCUUUGCGGUGCUGGGCGACCAAAGGCCAGAUAGCAGAUGGCUGAUUGUCGGACCGGAGAGGAGCGGUAGCACAUUCCACAAAGACCCGAAUGCCACAAGCGCUUGGAAUGCCGUGAUCAGAGGCUCCAAAUACUGGAUCAUGUUCCCUAACACCUCAACACUCCCUCCACCUCCUGGCGUGUUUGUUUCUGAGGACCAGAGCGAGGUGACAAGCCCUUUGAGUAUCGCUGAAUGGCUCUUGAGUUUUCACGCCGAAGCGCGCAGGACCAAGGGAUGUCUCGAGGGAAUUUGUCAGGAAGGGGAGGUUCUCCACGUCCCAUCCGGAUGGUGGCACCUCGUCGUCAAUUUAACACCAUCUAUCGCCAUCACACAAAAUUUCAUUCCACGCGCUCACCUGUCAGCCGCACUUGGCUUUCUUAAAGAUAAAGCUGAUCAGGUGUCGGGCUUUAAAACUGACGUCUCAGAUCCAUUUGAGACAUUUGUGCAGAAAAUGCGUGAGAGACAUCCUGAAGUCCUAGAAGAAGGGCUGCAGGAGCUAGAAAAGCUCAGAGAGAAGAAGAAGCGGAAAUGGGACGAGGUUGUGAAGAAUGACAGCGGAGACAGCGGCGAAAAUGGCGGAGGAUUUAGCUUUGGGUUUGGAGGUGACGAUGAUGAAGAAAUACCUUGAAGAGCGCUUUAUUUGAUUUGAACUAAUGCUAUAUCGAGAUCGUCAAAACAAGAUGUCGCUGGAAGGUUCCGAUAUAUGAUCUUCGGGCACUUGGAUAUCGCCAUGCCGCUAAAACUUAAAAUAGGCGCGGAUGAUAAAGCAGUUAGAAGUAUCGCCGCAGCUUAGAUGCCUUCCGCUGAAAAAAGAUUAAAUUUCAACCAU